Messenger RNA from Dentiscutata erythropus, 1029 nucleotides. The record is from the annotation of a GenBank genome assembly. Lineage: Eukaryota; Fungi; Glomeromycota; Glomeromycetes; Diversisporales; Gigasporaceae.
AUGCCACCUAAAAAGGUGCAACCGUUAAGACUAAACUGUCUAAUUCACGGUGAUCCUGGAUUUUCUGCUUUUUCAGUCGAGAUAAACAAAAGUCAGAAUGUUUCCGACCUCAGCCGUGCUAUCACGGAAAAUCAAAGGCAAAACCUUCAACGAGCCGCUCUCGGUGACCGCAAUGCAGACAUUACAAAUGUAUUUGGCGGCCAGAUAUUGAACCCCCUGGAUUCGAUUGGGAAGAAAUUCCCCACACUCUCUAGUGAACAUAUUCACAUAAUUGUUGAAAUACCUCCUAAUUCUGCUGAAUUUCAGUCUGAAUCAUCAAUAAAACAAAUAAUCGAUAUGACGAUCCAACAAUUCACCCAAUACAUUGAUAAAGGAAUAUUAAAAAAACCGAAAGUUUCUCUUUCAAAAAUGGGUCAAUUUGAGUUGGAUGAGAUGCUCAAUCGCUUCGGCCUUGUUAAAAAUACAAUUAAAAUCAAUAUGGCCCCGACACAAAAAUCUGUUGCACCCUUUUACUGGGAUCCUAGUCAAACAGAAGAUCAACAUGCACAAGAUCAGAUGGGAGAUUAUGGGGUAGCUCGGCAAGGAUAUUUGUCAUACUUAAAGAGCAUCAUCACUCUUACUUCUGAAAUUGAUUGGUAUGAUCCCAGAUCCAAGAAAGACCUUUUAUCCUUAAAUGAUGAAGCGCUUCCUUUCAUCGUAAGUGGAACGACAGAUGUGGUAAUCGCGGACAAACUCUCUGCUAAAGCUCAUGAUUUGCGUAAUGGAAUACAUGUCGGAUUUGUAAUCAAAAAGAAAAUUCAAGACACUCACGUUUAUCAAGCUACCGGUAAACUUCUCAUCGCCAAUAUUAUUUCACAAUUUCCACUAUCAAAUGAUAAGAAAGUUAUGCAAUGUCCAACAACAUUACUUAAUGCUAUUAAUAUUAUUGAAACCGCACUUGAGGAAGACGGGCUAAAACAGUUUUUAGAGAGGCCUAAGGUUGUCUUCAAGUUUGAUAAUGAUAUUGCAAAUAUGAAUGAUGUCCUUGAG